GAAGCUCGUGUGGGAAUUUAUUUCAUAAAUAGGCCAGAAUGGCUCAUUGUGGACCAUGCCUGCUCAGCAUAUUCAUAUAUCUCAGUCCCCUUAUAUGACACUCUGGGUCCUGAUGCUGUUAAGUUUAUUGCCAACCAUGCUGGUAUAGAGGCCAUCUUUUGUGUACCCGAUACCAUGAAUACCUUGUUGAGCUUCUUGUCGGAGAUUCCUUCUGUACGCGUCAUAGUGGUAGUAGGAGGAAGAGACGAACAUCUCCCUUCUCUUCCUUCGGCAACUGGAAUUAAGCUGUUAUCGUAUUCAAAGCUACUUACCCAG
Molecule: messenger RNA, 315 nt
Organism: Cuscuta campestris
Lineage: Eukaryota; Viridiplantae; Streptophyta; Magnoliopsida; Solanales; Convolvulaceae
Source: the annotation of a GenBank genome assembly